Molecule: messenger RNA, 775 nt
Organism: Owenia fusiformis
Lineage: Eukaryota; Metazoa; Annelida; Polychaeta; Sabellida; Oweniidae
Source: the annotation of a GenBank genome assembly
UAUCUACUCUGUAAUUUUAAUUAGUAAAGUUCAGUCAAAUCUAGUUUUAAAAACGACAUUAGCGAGCUCGAAAAUAUAUCUACAGACUGGUGUUAAAUGUAAUUUGUGGUAUCCGCAACUGGAUAAAAAAAGUGCCAAGAUGAGUGGUAGAAUUAUAAUUCUUCCGAUUGAUUCCAGUCAUCACGCAGAAGAUGCUUUUGAUUGGUUUGUGAAGCAUAUUUAUAGACAAGGAGACAAGGUGCAUGUAGUUCAUUGCAAGGAUAUAUCUGUCCCAUCUUCCUUCUAUCUCCAGACAAGGGCCGAUGAACACACUAUAAGUAACUUAAUGAAAGAGGCCGAAAAACAGUCUGCUACCUUGACUCAAAAAUAUUCAACAAAAAUGAAAUCAUCAAAUGUUGUUGGUGCUGUUGAAACCAUAUUCUCCCAACGUCCUGGGGAGGGGAUUGCUAAGGCUGCCGAAGAAAAGGGAGCCGCAAUGGUCGUCAUGGGGAGCAGAGGACUAGGAUCAAUACGUCGCACAAUCCUUGGAAGUGUCUCUGAAUAUGUCAUACACCACGCCAAUUGUCCAGUAGUCAUAGUACCUAAGCGAUAAUUUAAUUGGUCAUUGCACAUUAUGUAUGAACAAGUGAUUUAACGACUGAACACUGUAACUUGAUCUAUACAAAGAAUUUGUGUCCACUUAAAUAAUGGGUAUCGAUAUGGAGAACUUUUUGAACACGCGUUUCUCUUAAACCAGUCAUCAAAACAUUCUGAAAAUUGUACACAUCGUCAAUUU